CCGACCUUUAUUCCAAACGUCGUCGUGUAUUCGAUUUUAAAGUUGGUAGAACUUACCGGUUAAAACAAAAGCCCUAGAUUUGCUUGUCCCUCUCUCCCUCGUCUGUCGCUAGAUUCUGUACCGUUUGUUUCUACCCCACCGCCCAAACCCUAAAACCCAACCCAAGACAUGGCCCUCACCAUUUCCAGAACCCCAACCGGCCGCGAGUACAAGGUCAAGGACAUUUCCCAAGCCGACUUCGGCCGCCUCGAAAUAGAGCUAGCCGAGGUCGAAAUGCCAGGCCUCAUGGCUUGCCGUGCCGAGUUCGGCCCAACCCAACCCCUCAAAGACGCCCGCAUCACCGGUUCCCUCCACAUGACUAUCCAAACCGCCGUCCUCAUCGAAACUUUAACCGCCCUUGGUGCCCAAGUCCGCUGGUGUUCCUGCAACAUCUUCUCCACUCAAGACCACGCCGCCGCCGCCAUUGCCCGCGACUCGGCCUCCGUCUUUGCCUGGAAAGGAGAAACCCUGGAAGAAUACUGGUGGUGCACCGAGAAAUCUCUCGACUGGGGCCCCGGUGGCGGACCCGAUUUGAUCGUCGAUGACGGCGGGGACGCCACUUUGCUAAUUCACGAAGGUGUUAAGGCGGAGGAGGAGUACGAGAGAAGCGGGAAGUUGCCAAACCCGAAUGAGACUGAAAACGCAGAGUUUCGGAUCGUUUUGAGUAUCAUUAAAGAAGGGCUGUUGGUGGACCCCAAAAAAUAUAGAAGGAUGAGGGAAAGAUUAGUUGGAGUUUCAGAAGAAACUACCACUGGAGUUAAAAGAUUGUACCAAAUGCAAGCUAAUGGCACUCUUCUAUUCCCUGCCAUUAAUGUUAAUGAUUCUGUUACAAAGAGUAAGUUUGAUAACUUGUAUGGAUGUCGACAUUCGCUUCCUGAUGGUCUCAUGAGAGCUACUGAUGUAAUGAUUGCUGGAAAAAUUGCUGUUGUUUGUGGAUAUGGAGAUGUUGGCAAGGGUUGUGCUGCUGCUCUUAAGGCAGCUGGUGCCCGUGUGAUUGUGACGGAAAUUGAUCCGAUUUGUGCUCUUCAGGCCCUAAUGGAAGGCAUUCCGGUUUUGACUCUAGAGGAUGUUGUUGCUGAGGCUGACAUUUUUGUGACCACCACAGGAAAUAAGGAUAUCAUCAUGGUUUGUCACAUGAAGCAGAUGAAGAACAAUGCGAUUGUCUGUAACAUUGGUCAUUUUGAUAAUGAGAUUGAUAUGCUUGGCCUGGAGACUUACCCGGGUAUCAAGCGGAUUACUAUCAAGCCUCAAACUGAUAGAUGGGUCUUACCAGAGACUAAUAGGGGUAUUAUUGUUCUUGCUGAGGGACGUCUCAUGAAUUUGGGUUGUGCAACCGGGCAUCCUAGCUUUGUGAUGUCUUGCUCAUUCACAAACCAAGUGAUUGCACAGCUUGAGCUCUGGGAGGAGAGGGGAACAGGCAAGUAUGAGAAGAAAGUCUAUGUGUUGCCCAAGCACUUGGAUGAAAAGGUUGCUGCACUUCAUCUUGGGAAGCUUGGAGCUAAACUCACCAAGCUUACUCCUGAGCAAGCUGCAUACAUCAGUGUCCCUGUUGAAGGUCCUUAUAAACCUCCGAGUUACAGGUAUUAGGGGGAUUGCCCACUUCAUUGUAAACUAUGUCAGCCUUUAGGUCGUGUUUUAUUGAGACACUAGUGUGAUCCUUAGACUGAAGCAUGAUUGCCGGGGUGGAAGUUAGUUUUUGUUGACUGGAGUCAGUGUUUGGGUGAUG
Theobroma umbraticum is the source of this 1765-nucleotide messenger RNA. Its product is annotated as adenosylhomocysteinase 1-like. The record is from RefSeq and is a predicted model, not a curated record. Gene Ontology annotation, biological process: L-methionine cycle. NCBI's taxonomy places the organism in Eukaryota, Viridiplantae, Streptophyta, Magnoliopsida, Malvales, Malvaceae. Gene Ontology annotation, cellular component: cytosol. Gene Ontology annotation, molecular function: adenosylhomocysteinase activity.